AUGCCUUCUAAAGCAUAUGUACAAAAUCCCGUUGCGGUAAUUGGCUUUGCCUGUCGUCUUCCUGGCAAUAGUAAUUCUCCAACGGAACUCUGGGAUUUUCUCGAGCAAGGCGGUAUUGCUAGCAACGAAAUUCCCAAGACUCGAUUCUCUAAAUUUCACUAUGAUGGAUCGACCAAGCCCGGCACCAUGCGUCCCCCAGGAGGGAUGUUCCUCGAAAAUAUUGACCCUGCAGAAUUCGAUGCCCCUUUCUUUGGGAUAUCAAAGUCCGAGGCUGUAUCUAUGGACCCCAAUCAACGACAAAUGCUUGAAGUAGUAUACGAAGGACUUGAGAACUCGGGAAUUCCUCUUGAGUCAUUGAAUGGAGCCUCUGUAGGCUGCUUUGUCGGCUCAUUUGCCUCAGAUUACCACGAUAUUCAGAACCGCGACCCUGAGGACAGACCACCAAACAUUGAGGUGGGAGUAGGGCGAGCAAUCUUGAGUAACAGAAUAAGUCAUUACUUGAACAUCAAAGGACCUAGUAUGACUAUAGAUACUGCUUGCUCAGGCAGUCUUGUUUCGCUCGAUGUUGCUUGCCGCUAUUUACAAUCUGGCGAAAUCAACGGAGCGAUCGUCGCCACUAGCAAUCUUUAUCUCAGCCCAGAGCAUGUCAUGGAUACUGGAGCUAUUGGAAAUGCACACUCUCUCACUGGAAAGUGCCACACCUUUGAUGCCAAAGCUGAUGGUUACAUCAAGGCUGAGGCUGUUAGUACCAUUAUUCUAAAGAGAUUAGCCGACGCAAUUCAAGAUGGCGACCCAAUUCGAGCCGUUAUCCGUGGCACUGCUACGAAUAGUGAUGGACGAACACCAGGAAUUGCAAGUCCAAGUGCGGAGGCCCAAUCAAAAGCUAUUCGUGCGGCAUAUGCGAAUGCUGGUAUCACAAAUUUCAACGAUACUACAUAUUUAGAAUGCCAUGGAACAGGAACGCCGGCCGGUGAUCCAGCUGAAGUGGGUGGAGUUGCUUCUGUUUUUGCUGCGACGCGCUCAGACGAUCAACCACUGAUAAUCGGUUCUAUUAAAAGCAACAUUGGCCACUCGGAGCCCUCGGCUGGUAUUUCAGGUCUCUUGAAAGUCAUUCUUGCCAUGGAACACAGCAUUAUCCCCGGAAAUCCUACAUUUGAAACCCCCAAUCCAAAAAUUGACUUCAAAGCACUGAAAGUUCGAGCUACGAGAGUAGCUAUAUCAUGGCCAAAAGGAGCUCUUAAGCGUGCAAGUGUCAACUCCUUUGGGUAUGGUGGAACCAAUUUCCACGCGGUGCUAGAGGAUGGCAAAUCUCUUGCCCCUAUACGCCAUGUAUCUUCAUAUGCCAUGGAAGACAAUGGUAGCGACGACUUUAUUGACGAAGAGUCUGCCAGAGCCCAAACAUUGGUUUUCUCAGCUAACGAUGAGAACUCACUCCGUGCUUACUGUGAAAAUAUCAGUAAACACUUGAUCAAUCCUUCUGUGACGACAAAAUUAACUGACUUGGCGUAUACCCUGUCGGAACGUAGAAGUCGUCAUUUUCAUCGAGCUUAUAUUGUUUCCAACAGUACUGAUUUAUCGAUGAAUGACUUUGUGUUUGGGAAGAAGGAUGCGGAAACUCCACGUAUUGGCUUCGUAUUUACAGGCCAAGGUGCACAAUGGCCUCAAAUGGGUAAAGCUUUGAUUGAGACGUUUCCCUCCUCAUUGAUCAUAUUGAAAGAGCUAGACGAAGUUCUUCAGAGUAUUCCAGAUCCACCUGCAUGGUCAUUAAUCACUGAGCUUUCUGAACCUCGAACGGCAGAGGCAUUACGGCAACCAGAAUUCUCACAGCCUUUGGUAACUGCACUUCAAUUAGUCAUGGUCUCCAUAUUGGAGAGCUGGGGUAUUAAACCUCAAGCCGUCGCAGGCCAUUCAUCUGGAGAAAUCGCCGCAGCCUACACAGCUGGCUACAUCUCUCGAGCCGAUGCCAUCAAAGCCGCAUUCUACAGAGGACGAGCAGCAGUUCUCUGCAAUAGAAAAGACAGCGAAAGCGUCGUAGGAAUGUUGGCUGUCGGACUCGGCGCCGAAGAAGUCAACAGAUAUCUCGCGGAAUUUGAAGGGACGGCUCAAAUUGCUUGUUUCAACAGUCCAAACAGCGUCACAAUUUCAGGAGCGCGUCCAAGUCUCGAGGCUCUCAGCACUCGUCUGAAGGCAGACAAUCAUUUCGCUAGGCUUCUCCAAGUCGAUCUUGCAUACCAUUCUAAAUUCAUGACCGAAAUUGGAGAUAAAUAUCUUGAGCUCCUCGAGCAAAAUUUCAGUUCGGAAUCUGCCCGAAGCGACAACAAGCCAGCAAUGUUCUCGUCAGUUCUUGGUGUGAAAAUGAACCAAGCUGCUGAUGCUAGCUACUGGAAGAAAAACAUGGUAUCGCCUGUUCUUUUUGAUGCUGCUUUGAAGGAAAUGCUUUCAGACGGACGGGAAAGUCCUGAUUUCCUCAUUGAGAUUGGUCCAAGUGGUGCACUUGCUGGUCCAGUGUCUCAAAUCAAGAAGUCUCUUCCAGGACAGGGCACCGGUAUUCAGUACUGCCCAGCAUUCUCUAGAGGAGCUGGGUCAAUCAAGUCCCUUUUCAGUGUUGCAGGUAAUCUCUUCAUUGCAGGUGCAUCUGUUGACCUGAAGGCAGUCAAUUCAGACGAUAGUGGCGAUAAAUCAGUUCUCCCAUCUACUGUCGUGGAUCUUCCAAAUUAUUCCUGGAAUCACUCAGUCAAAUAUUGGCACGAGAGUGAAGCGAGCAAAGACUGGCGCUUCCGUCAAUUUACCCGCCAUGACUUGUUGGGUAGUAAAAUAUUCGGAACAUCAUGGAACUUGCCAUCUUGGAGAAACAUUAUCCGACUUGUUGACCUACCAUGGCUACGAGACCAUAAAAUGGGACCCGAUAUUCUUCUUCCUGCUUCAGGUUUUAUUUCCAUGGCUAUCGAGGCACUUUACCAAGAAACUCAGGCUACGGAUCUUGAAGAAAAAGUUACUUCUUCUGGUCAAUUGCAAUAUAAGUUGCGAAAUAUCAACUUUGACAAAGCGCUUGUUCUAGAAGAGGAGAUUGAGGUACAAGUCAUGACUACACUCGCACCUCAUCCUGGUGCUGAAGGUACCUGGUUUAACUUCGAGGUCUCUUCUUUGAAUAAUGGUACUACUAUGAAGCAUUGUUAUGGUCAAAUUCGUCUUGAAGAGCCAACGUCACAACGUGCUUCCGAAGCAAACCUAAGUCCACUCCGUCAUACGACUCAAGGGUAUUUGUGGUACAAGUCCCAAGAAAGCAUUGGAUAUGGGUUUGGACCCGCGUUUCAAAAACAACUCGAAGUCGAAUCUAUUUCUGGUUCUCGCCGUAGCAGAUCGUAUGUCUCACUUGAAGAGCCGCCAACCGCUUGGAAACGCCAGUCGGAAUACCCAAUGCAUCCGGCCAGUAUUGAUGGAUGUUUCCAAACAGUUACUCCAUCUUUAUGGGCAGGUGACAGGACUGACAUCAAUGGGGUCUUAGUUCCCGCUGUGAUAGACAAUCUCGUAAUUACUCCAGUCAGUUCCCGUCCUAAAAAUGGUAUCUCGAUCGCAACCUCAGAAUACACAGGAAGAGGAAGAAUAGAAGAAGCCAAGAGUUAUUUCUCUUCUUGCUCAGUGUACAACCCGGAAGAUGGGUCUUUGCUGCUUCAACUUACAGGUCUUCGAUACCACAAACUCGAUACUGGAAAGAGCACCAAAGAUGGCCAUACAUUUAUGCGCUCGAUCUGGAAACCUGACAUUACUUUCCUCUCCCAGGACAACAUUGCCACACUUCCAUGGGAAGACGAGAACUCCAAGUCCGACACAAUUGCUAGCUUAGCAGCUCACAAAAAACCAACUUUGAAAGUCAUGGAACUAAAUCUCGACUCAGCCGAUAGUACCAGUUUCUGGCUCGAUAAUAAUGACACCGAUAGAUCUGCAUAUGCUGAAUAUCAUUACGCUUCCAUUGAUGCGGGUUCAUUACUCGACGCGCAAUCCAAGUAUGAGACCCAGAGAGAUGUCAAAUUCAGUUUCUUGGAUCUACAUAGCCCAGAUCAGAGACUAGCAUCAUCUGAUGUCGAUCUCCUCCUCAUUCGAUCCAACAAAUUUUCCGAGUCCACUCUCGCAGACGUUGCUGCAUUGAUCCCAGAUGUUCUUUCUGAUGGCGGACAUGUUCUUUUGAUGGAACAGGAGCAAGCGCACUCUGAUUAUAGCCUGGAUAGUAAUACUGUCAUUGUUAAUCAUAAGGGAAUUCAAGAUGGCUCACCAACAGAAUCUGUUUCGGGUGAAGACAUAAAUCGCGGCAUUAACACUCCUGGGGCUUUGGACUCAUUUAUUUCUGCAGCGGGCUUGCAGAAGAAGAUUGAAUUAACAUCUGACUUUAGCACUUCGACAUACCUAGCUUCCAAAGAGUCUACGAUCGUCGGUCAUUCUGUCCAAGACGUAGUUGUGGCCCAUCUCAAUGUUUCUAACACCAUUUCAUCCGGCAUUAUUUCGUCGUUAGGUCAAUUUGGUUUCAACAUCACCGAGUCCACUCUCGGCAAAUUAGAUGUUGAGUCUGGCAAGACCGUCUUAAUCUUAGAUGAGCUUUCCGGAUCUUUACUCGACAAAGUAGGUGAAGAACAAUGGCAAGCAAUCAAACAUCUGAUUGCCCAACGAUGCAAGGUUCUCUGGGUUACAAAGGGCUCCCAGUAUAAAAUUCCAACCCCCGAAAACGCUCUCGUUCACGGCUUAUUCCGCACCAUUCGUGCCGAAGAUCCAAGUCUGCAACUCGCAACACUGGAUGUGGAAUCCAGUGAAGGCGCUGCUACCAUCUCAGCUAUUUCACGCGUGUUGAAACAUUUGAAUAUCGAGAACGCUAGCAAGACUGCCGAAAACGAGUUUGUGGAACGCGAAAAUAUUAUUUUUGUGAAUAGGAUUAUUCCGGAUGUAGAACUCAAUGAUGCGAGGAAUGAGGAAAGUUCAGGUGCUGAGCCGGUUGUCAAGUCUCUGCAGGAGAUUCAAACUGUUGCAAUGUUAAGAGCUGAGCGUUUGGGUUCUCUCGAGAGUUUGUGCUACUCUGAGAUGUCUGAAACAGUACUUCCUGUUGCUGCUGGAAACGUGGAGGUGGAGAUUAUUGCUGCAGGUUUGAACUUCAAGGAUGUUGCUGUAACCAUGGGUAUUGUUCCUGAAAACGAAUACCUGCUCGGUCUCGAAGCCUCUGGUAUAAUCCGACGAAUUGGCCCAGGAGUCGAAAAAUACAAGCCUGGAGAUCGUGUCUGUAUUCUCAAGAACGGUACCUUUGCCAACAGAGUCCAAGUGCCAAUUGAACGUGUUCAUCGCAUUCCAAACUCCAUGUCUUUCGAGGACGCUGCUACAAUCCCUCUUGUUUAUUUGACUUCAAUCUACUCUCUUUUCAAUAUCGGAAACCUACAAGAGGGCCAGUCUGUCUUGAUCCAUUCCGCCACUGGAGGUGUCGGUCUCUCAUGUAUCCAACUUUGUCAAUACAUCGGUGCAGAGAUUUUUGUAACUGUUGGGACCGAAGAGAAGCGACAGCUCUUAUCUGAUAAAUAUGGAAUCCCUCGCGACCACAUGUUUUCAUCUCGAAAUACAAAAUUCGCAUCUGAGAUCAUGGAGGUCACCAAUGGCAAAGGAAUUGAUGUCAUCAUCAAUUCACUCACAGGCGAACUAUUAGAUGCAUCAUGGAGAAUCUGUGCUGAUGGUGGAAGCAUGAUCGAGAUUGGUAAAAAGGAUAUUGUCGCUCGCAAUUACCUUUCCAUGGAGCCAUUCGACCGUAAUUGUUCGUUUAAAGCUGUAGAUUUCUCGUACACGAAUCACAUUACUGAUCAACUCAUUUCCAAACUUCUGACGCGGAUAUUUGAUCUUUUGGAAGCCGGUCACAUCGGCCCCAUUCAUCCAAUCACAACCUUCCCAUUCAAUGAUAUCGCAGCUUCCUUUGCAUUCAUGCGUAGCGGACGUCAUAUCGGAAAGAUUGUGAUAACAAGGGAAGAAAACGCCUCUAUCGAACUUCCAGUGCGCCCACCAACCAAGAAACUUCGUCUCCGAGACGACGUCUCUUAUCUAAUAGUUGGAGGUCUCAAAGGUCUCUGCGGAAGUCUUGCAAUCCAUAUGGCACGCAACGGAGCCAAACACAUUAUCUCCAUGUCACGAAGUGGGUGCUCGGAUCAGAAAUCUCAGGGUACAGUCUUGAAUUGCAAGGCUCUCGGAUGCGAGAUACAAGAGGCUAAAGGUGACGUGUCGAGUAUUGAGGAUGUGAGAAAUGCUUUCAAAGCUGCGAAAAAGCCAAUCGGAGGUGUAAUUCAAGGAGCAAUGGUUCUGAGGGAUAAACCUUUUGAGAUCAUGACAAUUGAAGAUUACCAUACCACGGUAUCGAGUAAAGUGCAAGGAACCUGGAAUCUACACAAUGUAGCUUUAGAGCAAGAAACCUCCCUCGAUUUUUUCACCAUGCUCUCGAGUAUUUCUGGUGUCAUCGGACAAAAAGGACAAGCCAAUUAUUCCGCCGGAAACGUCUUCAUGGAUGCCUUUGCUACUUACAGACAAUCUCUUAAUCUCCCAGCCAAUGCUGUAGAUCUCGGUGUGAUUCAGGAUGUCGGAUAUGUAGCCGAGCAAGGCGGAAUGACAAGUCAUUUCGAUGACAGACAAUGGACAGGCAUCAACGAGCAAAUUCUCCGAAAAAUUCUCAGCUACUCUAUCUUUCAACAAGUUUCCCCAAUCAACAAAGCGAGUUCCGCCCAGCUCAUCACUGGUAUUGCGGCGCCUCUUCCAGAUGACUCGCCUCUUAUCCGAGAUGCUCGAUUUGGCCACCUCUUCGCAAGUACGGAUUCCAAUGGCUCUGGAAAAGGAAGCGCGGAUGAUAGUUCGAAGGAACUUCAAGUUUUCCUCCUUCUCUACCGUUCUGGUGCCGAGGCUGUUCCUAUGGUCGCAGCGGCAGUUGAAGUUGUCAACAUGCAAUUCACGAAGAUGUUGAGAUUAGAUCAGCCAAUGGAAGUAGGGAAGCCUUUGUCGGUGUAUGGACUUGAUUCAUUGUCUGCAGUCGAGUUCCGAAAUUGGGUGAGAAUGGAAUUGGGGGCUGAAUUGACGACGCUUGAUAUUACUAAUGCUAGUUCCCUCACUUCUUUAUGUGAGAAGAUUGUGGUGAAGAUGCCUCCGCUCACGAAAAGUGGUUGA
Botrytis fragariae is the source of this 7170-nucleotide messenger RNA. RefSeq names its product putative polyketide synthase protein. The coding region runs from base 1 to 7170 and encodes 2389 amino acids. Gene Ontology annotation, molecular function: fatty acid synthase activity; phosphopantetheine binding; oxidoreductase activity. The record is from RefSeq and is a predicted model, not a curated record. The transcript has 13 exons. Gene Ontology annotation, biological process: fatty acid biosynthetic process; secondary metabolite biosynthetic process. NCBI's taxonomy places the organism in Eukaryota, Fungi, Ascomycota, Leotiomycetes, Helotiales, Sclerotiniaceae.